UGAACUUACAACUGUAGCGAAAUUAAACUAAGGUCGUUUACAGAUCACAUUAAAAACACCCCAGUAUCUACUAAUCCAUGGGAACAGCAUUGCCUAAAAUACGAAAUUUUUCAGCACAUGCUAUUUGGACGAUUUUGAACGAACCAUGUCUGCAGACAACAAUCAGUAUCCAUAAUAAAAUUUAUCUGCCCUGUCAAACUUAGAAAUUUGAGUGAAUGCUUUAACCAUGUUCAUCAACGAGCAUUUAAAGCUUUCUUACUCUAGAUGCGGCUUAGGUUGGAGAACGGUGAGAGAAGGGAAUAAGAGAGUCACUUCACACCAAGUUAUCGAUCUCGAUUGUGAUAGGAUCACAGUGCAGGGCCCACAACGAAGAGAGAAUAAAAGAACCAAAAGAUAGAACACAUCAAUUACAAACAGGACAGCGAAGAACCUUGCUAGUUUUUGGAACCAGGGCACGGUGUAAAGUUCAUCGUUGAGCUUUUUCCUCCGUUUUCGUUCAGACACUACACCUUUUGAUACUGUCCUCGCUGCUCCGUUCCAUGUUGGUUGAUCCUUCUCCUCCUGUUCAUCCAUAUUGUGAUCACUGCAAUCGGAGGAGUCUAACUGCUUGGCAUCCAUGUCGUAUGUGUCUCUGUUAAUGAAAUUUCCACUCGCUCCUUUGGGUCAGUCCACGGGAGCUCCCUCGCCAUAACUAAGCAGCGACCUAUCGGGUUUGAAGACCAUCGGAAGCUUGAGAGUAGCCACAAUAUUAGUUUUAGAUUCCCAAUUGCUGAUGUCGUGAAGACAUGAGCAACUGAUAGCGUCCUUUCCUGCCUUGCUUCCUUGUUCUAGACUGCCCUAUUCGCAAGACUCGCUCGCUUGCGGCCUGUCGCCCCAGUGCCUCGCUCAGUAAUCUCAGUCUUUAUUCGAACCAAUUGCUCCUGGGUCUCCAGUAUGGACGUCAUAUUCUCACUCUGCUCCUUUCCGUGCAACGUGACCGUCGAAUCGAGAGGGCAGCGAUCUCCGCCAGCCCUGAAUGGAAGGCACGAAAUGCUUGAACGAAUGUCGAUAGAGCGCAGCGUUAUCAGUGGCUCGUUCGCUCGACUGGUGGUCAACCGUCACCGGUGCCAACACAAAUCCAGACCCAAGAGGGACUUCCUUUUCUGUGCAUUUAUGUCCUGCCGCUGGCCGUCAGCUAGCCCAUCAACAAGACUCGCCCCGGAGUAUAGCGAGCAAGCGGAAGACCCGUCGCCUUGCGUUGGAAGGGUGAGAUCUAAGGCCCCGGCCCACGAAACUCGACUUUCUUCACUGCGUCGAGUUAUUAUUUCGGUCGUGGCAUUGCUCUUGUGCGCUGCAAUGCGUGUUCACAUGGAUCGUCCUGCUAUUUAAGAAAUCGCCCAAUGCCCUCAAGCGGAGAAGAAGAGGCCCGCAAGAAAACACAACUUCCCGCGUCCCUGCUUUGUUUCCUCCGUACCACUGCAUUCUCUGCCCCUGUCAGGCUGUGACCCGAGCCUCCCGUACUCUCUGCAUUGUCGGCUUCCCCUGCUCGUCGCGUUGGACUUCGCCUGCCGUUUUUUGCAAUCAUGGUGUGCAGGGAGAGCAUCACUUGCCGUAGUGUGAUUCAGUGGCGCUUGUGGUUCGCUUGAUUUUAUUUUGCAAAUCGUAGAUGUUCAAACAUCUCGGGACGAAUAGGAUUUAUUUUCUGCGAAUCAAGCUCUGGAGUUGAGAAAUUAUUUUCUGGAACAAGUUUCACACGGCGUAGAGUACGGGGUUCUUUGGUGGGACAAAUCUGAUAGGCGGUGCAAGAACUACUCGACAUCGAAAGUCUUCACACGUGAAUGAAUUUUCUACCAGGUAGUACUGCCUCUGCCUACUGCAAUUGGUCGAGAAAGUGAGGCGAAGGAGCUCUAGCGUGGAGUUGACGAAGACGUCUCGAUGACAAUUGUUGGGCAUUUUUACUGCUGCAUGCGAGGAUAGAUUAUACACCUGCUUGCCUGCUACACCAGGAUCGCUUGGUGGAUGCACACGGGUGAUCAGGUCUGGCAAACCAGAUGUCAAGAAUCAAGGCUGAUAAGGAUCUGCUUUCGCCACCCAUAAAUCUUGUUGUGAAGUUGAGCAUCGCUAUGUGCACAGCUGAACGAUCGCUGAGCAAUCGUCUUGUCAAAAAGUGAGAAAGAGUCGCUUCUUGAGCAAGGCUAGCAGAGGCAAUCAUCGCAAACGAAUAGAAAAUGAGAAAACGACUUCCGAGUACCCCAGUUUCGGUCAUCUAAAUUGGUCUCGACUAUCCCGAUCUUGAAUACCGACUGUAAGCAACAUUCUCGACCUUCCGUGCGUACUUAUCGACCGAACCUGCUACCCGAGUACUGCUCCCGAACUCCUCGAACUGCGCACGACGGAAAGAGUAGUCAUAAUGCCAGUCUCUUGAGGCCCUGCAGUUACUUUCCUACUCCUUCAUCCUCGGCAGGCGGCACUACGUGGUAGGCGGGCUAGACCAAGCGAGCGUCGGAUAGCAGGAAUUGAUAACUUUUUAAGAUAACAUUUCAGAUUAUGUUGCCAUGUAGAAUGAGGUUAUUUUUCAUUAUUAUUUGUUUUACUGCUUUCACAGGGAGGAAUGGUUCCGAAUGGUUACAGUUAUUGAGUUUUAUGGCGGUUUUCACGAACAGCGAUCCCCACCAAAUAAAAUUCCCUACGGGUUGGAUAUUGGACUCUGAUUGUCGGAUUAAUCACGGACCAAAUUCGCAAAAUCCAGUAGAAUCCAUUAAUUUGUAACUAUUUUUUUUACAGAGAAGGUAUGAUAAAAUAUGUA
Molecule: messenger RNA, 2785 nt
Organism: Marchantia polymorpha subsp. ruderalis
Lineage: Eukaryota; Viridiplantae; Streptophyta; Marchantiopsida; Marchantiales; Marchantiaceae
Source: the annotation of a GenBank genome assembly